AUGUCUCCUUCUUUCAAAACAUUGAGUAAUACCGAAUCAAUUGAACGUAAAAUCCUUGAUAAUUUAUUAAAUUAUGGUAUUAUUUCAAAACAAGAAUUUAGUGAUGAUGCUGAUAUAAUAAAAAAAAGAGUUGAUUAUAUGAAGUCAUGUUUAAGAUCGCCUGAUAGAGCAGCAAAUGAUUCUCUUUUUUUCAUUGUAAUUCCUAGGUUGUCAACUGGAGAAGAUAUAGACAUUCGAAACGUUAUAUCAGAACAACUUUUUAUGAUUGAUCAUUAUUUACAUGAUCGUAUGACUCAAACACUUGUAAAACAAUUGCCAACAUCUAAUGUAAUAUUUAAAAAUGGUAAAUACAUGCCAUUGAAAAUUUUAAAUCUAGUGGAUGAAAAUAAUUUUACAAAUGUCAAUUAUAGUUUGAUCAAAGAAAAAUUUGUCAAAGGGAAUAAGGAAAUAGGUCUUGCAUUGUCAGAUGAUGAGAUGGAUUAUCUUAUUGAUGCUUUUAUUGGCACUGGCAAAAAGAAUAAUGAUAACAUAACAUCAACAUCAUGUUUAUUUAGGAAUCCUACAGAAGCGGAACUUUUUAUGUUUGCACAG
This is a messenger RNA of Entrophospora sp. SA101, 591 nucleotides long. The record is from the annotation of a GenBank genome assembly. Lineage: Eukaryota; Fungi; Glomeromycota; Glomeromycetes; Entrophosporales; Entrophosporaceae.